Messenger RNA from Cyclopterus lumpus (lumpfish), 3847 nucleotides. It is a transcript of the gene sfxn1, whose product is annotated as sideroflexin 1. NCBI's taxonomy places the organism in Eukaryota, Metazoa, Chordata, Actinopteri, Perciformes, Cyclopteridae. Gene Ontology annotation, biological process: monoatomic ion transport; serine import into mitochondrion. The transcript has 11 exons. The record is from RefSeq and is a predicted model, not a curated record. Bases 102 to 1070 code for a protein of 322 amino acids. Gene Ontology annotation, molecular function: monoatomic ion transmembrane transporter activity. Gene Ontology annotation, cellular component: mitochondrial inner membrane.
GCGCUCUGCGGCCGAACUGACGCUGCUGCACGUCAAAUUAGCUGGCUGCAGUCUUUCAGGGACACCUCUUGCGGACCGCCGGAGCCCACAGUGCAAUAAAUAUGGCUUCAGAGCUAACCACUUCCAUAAACAUCAAGGAGCCCCGGUGGGACCAGAGCACGUUUGUAGGUCGGGCGAAGCAUUUCUUCACUGUCACGGACCCCAGGAACAUUCUCCUCACCAACGAACAACUGGCCCAUGCACACGCAGUCGUCACUGACUACAGGAAAGGAAUUGUCUGCCCAGGACUGACAGAAGAUGAACUCUGGAGAGCAAAAUAUGUUUUCGAUUCGGCUUUCCAUCCCGAUACUGGGGAGAAGAUGAUCCUGAUUGGACGCAUGUCAGCGCAGGUUCCAAUGAACAUGACGAUCACUGGAUGCAUGAUGACAUUUUACAAGACAACUCCAGCGGUGUUGCUCUGGCAGUGGAUCAAUCAGUCUUUCAACGCAAUAGUCAAUUACACCAACAGGAGCGGUGAUGCUCCAAUCACGGUCAGUCAGCUUGGCACGGCUUAUGUGUCCGCCACCACAGGGGCAGUUGCCACCGCUCUCGGACUGAACGCACUAACAAAGCACAUCUCACCUCUGAUUGGACGGUUUGUUCCAUUUGCUGCUGUUGCUGCUGCUAACUGUAUCAACAUCCCUCUGAUGAGACAAAGAGAACUUCAACACGGCAUUCCCAUAACAGAUGAGAAUGACAACAGGUUAGGAGAGUCGCCGAAAGCUGCACAGCAGGCUAUCUCUCAGGUUGUGGUCUCCAGAAUCCUCAUGGCUUCUCCAGGAAUGGCUAUCCCUCCAUUUUUAAUGAACCAUUUGGAAAAGAAGGCCUUCCUGAGGAAGUUCCCAUGGAUGAGUGCACCUAUUCAAGUUGGCCUGGUGGGAUUCUGCCUGGUGUUUGCCACUCCACUGUGCUGCGCAUUGUUCCCUCAGAAGAGCUCCAUGUCAGUCAGCCGCCUGGAGCCGGAGCUGCAGGAGAAAAUCCGGGCCAACCACCCAGGAGUGGAGAGGGUCUACUUCAACAAAGGGCUAUGAGUGUGCAGCCCACUCAUCCAAACACUGCCAUAACACAGCUGCAGGCUCAGUCCCCUCUCUGCCAGCCCUCCUCAUUCAGUGUGCCAAAGUUAAGUUUGUGUGUCCUCACUUCCACCAUUCAGAUGGCUAUCUGGGGACUCCCUCUCUUUCUAAUAACAUGUUUGCUUUUGUCAAUGUGAUUGUUGAUUUUGUUGUAACUGCGAGAGAAGAUUUUCUCCGACUGGGCCGGGUAAAGUGUCUGAUGUUCAUCACGGCCAAUGCUCUACAGUGGGCAGUGUAAGAUUGGUUGAAGUGGACAUUCUUUCUGUACGGUACUUUUGGUACUUUUGGUACUUGUUGGUGACUUGUUGGUGACUUGUCGAUCGUAUCUCGCCGCCAAACCAUUUCAUACUCUCCUACCUGAGGUUGGCAGUCAUCUUAUUUCUUUCCGGCAUUAUAAUUUAUCAUAAUCUCAUUUUAACAUUGAUUAUACAAAGACCUCUGCAGUUCAUGCUUAUGCCAAAUUUCAUCAACAAUCACAACCUCGUCCUCACGCGUGUCAUUUCAAAGAAUGGCAUUCACUUAAACUCACUUUAAUUCAGUUUAUUUUGCCAAAUGAGUGACAUCCAGUGAGCCGUGAGGCGUCUUGACAUCUAAACAUGAAUCUGAAAGCUAAACAACUCUCCAGGGACCCACCCUAUAAAAUGUGAUGCUAUAAUGGCGGCAACCAUUGAUGGGCCAACACGGUGCUAUUUUAUGUCUAAAAUAAUCAGUGUUUAUCAUAAUAUUUAUUCUGCUUGCCAAACAUGCAUGAACAAACCACUCAUGAUUCAACCUCUGUGAAAAAUAUGUUUCUGUAUAUUUAGUCACUCCGAGGCCACAAUCAGGAGAGCUGAACGGUGGUGACAAAAUGUGUAAGUAAUGAUAAACACACUGGUUCUCAAUUACCAAAUCCAUAAUCUCCAAUCGUAGAUCCAGGAUUUUGUGAUCAUAGUAUUUGAUACCAUCAAAAUCAUGCUUUUCACAGACUUGUAUGGUAUCUAUCUUCUGUACCUCAAUGCAGCAUCCUAAGAGGUUUGAUUAUUACUGCACAAAGUGACACAUUUUAGAUUUAGGUGACAGUGUUAUCAUAUUGUUUUUGAUGUAUUGUGAUACAUGUUAGAUAUGGAUGUCUGUAUUGGGGAAAAAAUGCCCAAAAACAAUUUCAAGAGUGUUUUUUUUUCAAGGCAACGAAAUCCAAGCAAUCCAUCGAAACAAUAUGUGUUUUAAAUGUGACUAUUGUCAUUAUGAACUCAACUCUGUGGACUCAUCAUACAGGAUAUCUCUGACCUCAACCUGGUCAGUUCCCAGUUACAAUUGUGCAUCAUUAAUAACUCCCUGCUCAUUACAUUUGGCUGUUAAAGUGAGAAACCUUAGAAAUGACAUCCAGUGACAUCAGCACACAGUCAGAGAGAAAAAGCAGACGCAGUCUGAUGUUGUAACUUCUGUCUGUACCGGUCCUGCAGUCGUCAGUAUUCAGACGAUGACGGACACCGUCGGUCAGACUGUGCUGUGCGGGUCUGCAUUGAUUGCAUUUGUGUGCCACAUUUACAGGAGAUUUAUCAAUAGACAUUAAAAUCAGGGAUUAGAGUGAAAAAGAUGGACUUGAAGCCACAAAACCUACAAGCAGUAUUUAGCAAACCUAUCCUAAUUUUGAAACUUUAAGAAGGAUUUUGUAUUUGAAACACAUCAAAGUCUAAACAAUAUGAUUUCAUUGCAUCUUUUGCUCAUCAUGUGGUGUAAUUUCUGUAAGGUGUUUAAUGUUUAGAAUACUGUAAAUCUACUUACAUAUAUUGCUGUAAAAGUAACUUUAUUUUAGAUCGUCAUUGUGUCCAGAGAUGAAGUUUGAUAUUUGGUGUUAAAGGUAACUGAUUGUAGCAUUUUCCAAUUUCAGCUGUUUUGGUGUGUUAGUCCAGAAAAGCACAAUAAUUCAACAUAUUUCAAAUGCUGCACAUUUUAAAAACGUGUUAAAUCUGUUCAGUUUCUUGACUGCAAUACUUUUCAGUACAUCCAAGAAAAGACGAUAAAUAUUAAACUUCCCUUUUGGUACACUAUUUACGAGUGUCCCUUAACCUCUGACCGCAGCCGAUGAGACCCAAAUUCCCUUUAACGUGUUCAAAAAUAUGAAAUGAACUACCUAAUAAAUAACUUGUUAACAAUCUCCUACCUACCAAAUGAGAUGAAAUGUCUCUACAGCCAAAGCGAUACACAUCGACUCGAGAGAAAGAAGCAAUUCAGUUUGCAUUCAUAGCAAUGAAUAUUUUUAAAAAUAUAACAGAAAUACGGUAUUUGUUUUGCAGUACACUGGGGUGAUGUGAUGUUUAGACUAACUGGAAGAAAUAAAGUUGAUGAAAUCUGGAGUUUGUUGAUUAUGUUCAACUGCAGCUCCAAAGCGCCAUCUUCUGGUUCAAAGUGGACGCAACCGAGUGACGUUAUAAAAGUGUUUUUUAUUCCAAGGCACAUAAUGUACAGAAGAACUAUGAAAAACAGAAAACUUGCUCAAUUUGACGGCACACAGAUCUGAAGCCCUACGACGGACGUCUUUACACAAUGCACACUAACAAUUGCACACGGAGCGCUUUGACAGCUACAGAACUUAAUGCAUCAUGGGAAAGCGGCAGGACGAAGUGAUGGCUCCUUUUAUCAUCCGAAACAAUUACUAGAGGGGUUCAGACAAAUAUUACAGGAAUAGCUGGACUGUACUGAUUAUCUCCUGAGUUGACAGUCAAUAAAGUAAUGCAGAACAUCUUUGUUAUACU